UUAUUUAAGCCCUUUUUGGUUUUUUCACUCUCUUCUCCCUUUUAGCGUGAAAACCAAUCCACCCAAACAUCAAAGCCCAGUACCGGGAGAAACGACGAUUUCCUUCACUUCUCCGACGCCGCCAUAUUUUCCUCUGUAGCCGAGUAGAUGUCCAUGGACUCUGAUAUAGAAAGGGUCCUAUGGACUCAGGAACAAAUCGCAGCCAAAGUCUCCGACUUAGCCUCCGAAAUAUCGGCCGACUUUUCCGGAGUCACUCCGCCGCCGGUUCUGGUCGGCGUAGCUACAGGCGCUUUCCUCUUCCUCGCCGAUUUGGUGAAGCAAAUCAAACUCCCUAUCGCCGUCGAUUUCGUCCGCGCUGAAUCCUACGGUUCAGGGACAGAGUCCAGUGGGGCCCCCAAAAUCUCAUCCGAUUUGAAGCUCGACGUUGAAGGGAGGCACGUAAUCUUGGUCGAAGACAUUGUGGAUACAGGGAGUACUCUGUGUUGCUUAAUCGCUCACAUGGAAUCCAAAGGUGCAUCUUCUGUAUCGGUCUGCACUUUCCUUGACAAACCCAGUAGAAGAAAAGUGGAGGUGGGUUUGGUUGGGAAUGGGAAAUUGUAUAGAGGGUUUGAGUGUCCGGAUUUGUUCGUGGUUGGCUAUGGCAUGGAUUUUGCUGAGCUAUACAGGAAUUUGCCUUAUGUUGGUGUUUUGAAGCCUGAGCUUUACAAGUGAUAGAUUUUUCAUUCACAUUCACAUUCACAUUUCAGAUUAGAUUCAAUUACCCAGAAAAGCUCAACCAAGUCUGAAAGGAGAUUUGACUUCUUUGUGUAUAUUGGGGUGGUUGCAUUUUUCAAGACUCUGUUUGGGAUUUGAUGUGCUUCUUUUAAGACACACUUUUUCCAUACUAUUGUUUUGUGAACCCAAAUUUUACUACUAGCACUGCCAUUUAGAUUCCAUGCAAACAA
Molecule: messenger RNA, 944 nt
Organism: Ziziphus jujuba (common jujube)
Lineage: Eukaryota; Viridiplantae; Streptophyta; Magnoliopsida; Rosales; Rhamnaceae
Exons: 2
Coding region: 148-711 (187 amino acids)
Biological process (GO): GMP salvage; guanine salvage; purine ribonucleoside salvage
Molecular function (GO): hypoxanthine phosphoribosyltransferase activity; magnesium ion binding
Source: RefSeq, a predicted model, not a curated record